GCUAUAGAAAGGAGAUGCAGCACGCAAUCAUAUCAUGCUGAAAGAUCGGAUAGUUGGCAUCUCCGUGCUAGUUUUAUUUUGGACGUGUUGCGCGGUUGAAGCGCGUGAAUGUUUAGACCGUGGCGAUGUGGAUGGCCGGCUAAGUUUCGACGUCGAUCAGGCAGGUGAGGUUGGCGAGGCUUGGAAACACAGAUUUGAAUCAACUCGAGCGUAUCUGGUAAAUGGAGAAGAACGUUGGGAAUCGCUCAUAUCUAAUGGCAGCUUUAGUUUUCGUGGUGUGUGCGCCGGCGAGUACCAGCUGCAAAUACAGAGCGCAUACUACGAAUUCUCUCCUGUGCAGGUGAUAGUGACAGGUGAUAGACAUGCUAGAUCUGAAGAUUUUGCUGGUGUGAGCGGGGUGAUAAAGCCUAGAAGGCAACUCAGAUACGAUCGGCCGGAACUGUCGGCGACAAUCGCACUUAAAAGCGUAUUAUCCAGCCCCUUGAUACUAAUGAUGCCAAUUGGAAUAGGAGUGAUCAUGCUGAACUAUUUAAGUCCAGAGAUAAUGCAAGAAAUUCAUACAAAUGCUGGUCAGGAUGGUCGAUCGAAAUCGAGCAAGCUUUCUCGUAAUCGAUUACCAAAGUUACUCUUCCUAGAUGACGCUGAAUCUCGUUCUAUUUUCUCGGUGGAGAGGUCUUGAAUAUGGUUGCCCAUAGAAGGAAAAAACACAUUUAUGCAGUGUGAUAAUACAUUAAUAUACAUAGACAGUAAUUUUAUGAGA
Schistocerca gregaria is the source of this 760-nucleotide messenger RNA. RefSeq names its product ER membrane protein complex subunit 7-like. The transcript is spliced from 4 exons. Gene Ontology annotation, cellular component: EMC complex. The record is from RefSeq and is a predicted model, not a curated record. Bases 35 to 679 code for a protein of 214 amino acids. NCBI's taxonomy places the organism in Eukaryota, Metazoa, Arthropoda, Insecta, Orthoptera, Acrididae.